CUCGGACUCCUGAGUUAUUGUAGUGUCAGUCUGUCAGUUUUCAACAAACCACGGUUAAAAACAAAUUGAUAAUAUUAAUAUCUAAAAAAAUAAUUUUCGUACCAAAUAAUAUAGUAUAUGAGAUUAUUUUUACAAUUUUUUAUUGCAAAAGUCUAAUUAUGUGUGACAUUGUGGUGAUGUAUGAUGGGUAUUCGAAUUUAAAAAAUAAGCAUGAAAUGAAAGCAAAUUGUAGUUGUACACUUAUAAAAGGUUUCCACAAUAUAGUAGUAGACACUAUGACAUCUUGGGAUAGAGAUAAAAUUAUAUUAGCUUUGAAAAAGGAAGAUCUUACAGUAGAUGAUAUAAGUUAUGUCAUAUCCACACACGGACAUUCAGACCAUAUAGGCAAUAAUAAUCUGUUCCUUAAAGCGAAACACAUUGUUGGAUUCAGUGUUUCCUUUAAAGAUGACUAUUACUUGCAUCCCUUUGAUGAAGGAGAAGAAUUUAAAAUUAACAAUAAUGUAAAAGUUAUUCCAACUCCAGGACAUACUCUCACAGAUGUAACAGUUUUAGUAAUUUCUAAUUCCAAAGAAACUGUAGCACUUACAGGUGAUUUAUUUGAAAAGUUUGAAGAUAUAGAAGAUCCUGGUAUAUGGCUUGAUGCAGGUAGUGAAGAUGAGGUUCUACAAAGAAAAAAUAGGUCUAAAGUAGCUCAAUUAGCAGAUUGGAUUGUUCCAGGACAUGGGCCAAAGUUUAAAGUUACAGAUGAAAUUAGGGAAAUUCUUUUAAAACAAAUUCAUAUCCAAUCUUGAUUGAAGUACAUAUGUAAUAGUAUGUAGAGCAACAGUUUCUUUCAAUAUCGGUAAAAAAAAAACUUUUUUCUUUUUAUUUAACUUGUACUUCCGCAAUUAUUGAUAAAUAGCAAAGUCAGUCUUGUCAAUGUCCUAACUGAACAACAGACACUCACCGAACAUUGAAGCAUCUACUCUGAUACUGGCAAUUCCGCAAGGGUACUAAAGCCAAAGAAGAAGAAGAAGAAGAAGAAGAAGAAGAAGUUAAAAGCGGUUAUUUUAAUAUUACAAACAGAUAAUCCAAUUUUAUUUAUUUGUAUAGAUUUUAAAGUUGAAGAAUACUUUUCUGAUAUUUAGUAAAAUGUGCAGGAUUUUUUUUUAAAUUUUGUAUUACAUAAUCUAUACAUAUAAUAAAAUGGUAGGAAAGUCAAAA
This is a messenger RNA of Melitaea cinxia (Glanville fritillary), 1203 nucleotides long. Its product is annotated as metallo-beta-lactamase domain-containing protein 1-like. Lineage: Eukaryota; Metazoa; Arthropoda; Insecta; Lepidoptera; Nymphalidae. The transcript is spliced from 5 exons. The record is from RefSeq and is a predicted model, not a curated record. Bases 159 to 791 code for a protein of 210 amino acids.